CCCAAGCGGCAGCCCCACAGCCUGAACCGGCGCGAAAGCUUAGAUGAUGGCGGCCGACCUGCCGAUGCAGGACGUCCGCGCGCAAUACGCCGAGCUCAAGGCGACGCUCUCGACGUUCCAGGCGUCCGUCGGCGACUGCCUCGAGCGGGCCGAGGCGGAGUUCCUCCAGGCGUACCGCGCCCACAUGGUCGAGGUCCACCGCGAGCUCCAGCAGCUCCGCGCGCAGCUCGGGAGCGCCGAGGCGUCGCUCCGUGACGACGACGGCGUCCGGGAGCUCGAGGCGAGCGGCGCGUGGUACCGGGGCGAGGCGGCCCAGCAGGCGGCGCACGUGGCGGCGCUGCGGAAGGACCGGACCUACGCGCGCCGGAAGCGGCGUGCGCUCGACGCGGACCGGCGGCACCUCCGGCGGCAGCUGGAGGCGGGCAAGCGCGAGCAGAAGCGCCUCGAGGCGCGCGCGGCGGCGGCGACGACGAGAACGCCGUCGCCGCAGGCGGACGCGGAACGCGCCGUGCGGCCGCCGCCGCGGCGCUGCGUGCCCGGCGACUUCGGCAAGGCGGCGACGCAACACGACACGACGACGCCCACCGGGCGGCUGCGCGCCGACGUCGAGCGGCUCCGCGGAGACGUCGAGGCGCACACGGCCGCCGCGGCGCGGCUCCGCGGCAUUCUCGUGGCCGAGCGCGUCCGCGGCGCCGACUUCCGCGACCUCUACGCGAGCUGCGCCGCCGCCGCGGCGCGCGGCGGCACGAGCGGCGGCCGCGGGUCCGAGGCGCUCGGACGCCUCGGAGAUUUAGUGUUCCCGCCGGCGGCGGCAGCGCCGAGCGACGCCUCGGCCCGGGCGCCGCGCCCUCGCGCGACGCCGCCCGCCGCCGCGGACGACGCCCGCCUCGCGCUCGACGACGACGUUCUGGCGUUCCUUGGAACCGCCGUGCGGCCGACGUAA
Pelagomonas calceolata is the source of this 943-nucleotide messenger RNA. NCBI's taxonomy places the organism in Eukaryota, Pelagophyceae, Pelagomonadales, Pelagomonadaceae. The record is from the annotation of a GenBank genome assembly.